UCCGGGGCAGGGGCCGGUCACAGCUCGGUACCUGGAAUCAGUUCGAGAAGGAAACGCGCUUCAUCGGACCUGGCAUGACUUGAGAAGUUCGGUCGGACUCGGAGCGCAGCCCCGGUUUCUGAGCCACAGGUCCGCGGGCCUGCCGGGGACCAUGGACGACGGCAGCCAGGACUGGAUGUCGGCUUUACCCGAGGAGCUGUGGGACCUUCCGCUGACAGAGCUGGCCAUACCCGGGAGCCACGACACCAUGAGUUACUGCCUGGACAUAAACUCUCCUCUCGUCAGGUCCGAGUCGGACUUCUUCCGACUGCUGGACGGACUUUUCUACUGCAUCACCAGACCGACCAUUUUUAAAUGGGCCACUACACAGGACAAAACUAUUGAGGAGCAGCUCUCCAUGGGGAUUCGCUACUUUGAUCUGCGUAUAGCGCACAAACAGCACGACUCAUCCAGCGACCUCUAUUUCACACACGUCAUCUACACACAUCUCACAGUUUUGGAGACACUUUUCUCUGUUGCCACCUGGUUGAACUCCCACCCCAAGGAGAUUGUCAUCCUCGCCUGCAGCCAUUUCGAAGGGAUGGACGACAGAUGCCACGAGUCGUUUGUUUUCUCCCUGAAGAGGCUGUUUGGCUCCAAACUCUGUCCGCAUCAGGAGUCGGUCCUGACACUGCGGAGCCUGUGGGCAUCCAGGUACCAGGUCAUCCUGUCCUACGAGUCCCCCGUCACAGAGAGACAUCGGGAGCUGUGGCCCGCCAUCCCUUACUGGUGGGCGAACAAGUGCACGGCACAAGGGGUGAUUGAUUACUUGGACUUGAAGAAAGAGCAGGGCCGACCCGAGGGUUUCUUUGUCUCCGGCCUGAAUUUGACAGCUGACAGACAGUACAUCACCAAGAACUGCAAGGAAUCCCUGCGGACACUGACAUACAGCAACUGGGAGUAUUUGAGAAAAUGGGUUCAGCAGCAGGCGCCGGGAUCCAAGGCCGACAGCCUGAACAUCAUCGCUGGAGAUUUUGUGGGUCCGCUGCCUCUCUGCUCCAUGGUGAUUGCGCUGAACCAAAAACUCCUACAGACGCAUUCCAGCCAGAUGAAGAAACACCAGUAAAAUGAACUUUGGGAUCUUGACACAGCUGCUUUAUACCUUUUUUUCCCCUUCUUUUUUUUUCUCUGGAAUCACAUAAGUUAUUAUCUCAUUUAAGGGAAUUUGCAGUGUUGGUAUUUCUUCAAGUGUUUGCUCACCCUGGAAGAGUUUGAGUGUUUAGUUCACCUCUUAAGUGCAAUCAGUAUAUGUUUACAAUAAAAGAGUUCACUCCAUUA
This is a messenger RNA of Salarias fasciatus (jewelled blenny), 1317 nucleotides long. It is a transcript of the gene plcxd1.2, whose product is annotated as phospholipase C, X domain containing 1, tandem duplicate 2. Gene Ontology annotation, biological process: lipid metabolic process. Gene Ontology annotation, molecular function: phosphoric diester hydrolase activity. Lineage: Eukaryota; Metazoa; Chordata; Actinopteri; Blenniiformes; Blenniidae. The record is from RefSeq and is a predicted model, not a curated record. The transcript is spliced from 6 exons. The coding region runs from base 152 to 1105 and encodes 317 amino acids.